ACAAUUAUUCUGAUAUCAGCAACUGCUUAGAGACCACACUUGGUAAAUUCCUCGAUACACAUAAUUCUACCAAUGCUGAGAACAGAGAGACUUGGAUAUCAGUAUCGCCGUAAGCCUCCAUUGUCGAUAAAUACUGCUUCUUUCCAUCCGUUCUUCCCGGUUGAACUCACAGUGGCAAAUGCUAAAGAUGUCCUACAACACUAUUUCAAGGGCAUUUGCCCACAAUGCAAUAUCAAAGGCUACUCUUAUCAGAUGAGCAGUGUCUUCUUCAACCAAUACCCAAAGCUUUUCUAUAGCUGCGCCAAUGGGGGGGAGUUGCAAGUCUGCCAGGGACAUGGCGUAUCUCAAGGAGAUGGUGGAGAAGCAUAAUCAACCCAUCGUCCUGUUUCUUUUCGCGUGAGGUAUACGAUGAGUUGUACGAAGAGAUUAUCUCGAGCUACAGAGAUAUCCAAGAAUUUUCAC
This is a messenger RNA of Aspergillus ruber CBS 135680, 462 nucleotides long. RefSeq lists its product as uncharacterized. Bases 73 to 369 code for a protein of 98 amino acids. The record is from RefSeq and is a predicted model, not a curated record. NCBI's taxonomy places the organism in Eukaryota, Fungi, Ascomycota, Eurotiomycetes, Eurotiales, Aspergillaceae. The transcript has a single exon.